AUGGCUGGACUUGGCCAGACAUGCUUGGAGCAAGCCAUGCCCUGGUGGCACAGCCGGCAUCUCAGAGAUUCCCCUUGUGGGAACCAGUUCGAGCAGCCGGCGUGGCAGGUGGCGCUCUGGUCGGUGGCCUACUCGCUCAUCGUGGUGGUCUCGGUGGUGGGCAACGCGGUGGUGAUGUGGAUCAUCCUGGCCCACAAGCGGAUGCGCACCGUCACCAACUAUUUCCUGGUCAACCUGGCCUUCGCCGAAGCCUCCAUGGCCGCCUUCAACACCCUCAUCAACUUCACCUACGCCGUCCACAACGUCUGGUACUACGGCCUCCUCUACUGCCGCUUCCAAAACUUCUUCCCCGUCGCCGCCGUCUUCGCCAGCAUCUACUCCAUGAUGGCCAUCGCCGUGGACCGAUACAUGGCCAUUAUCCAUCCAAUGCAACCACGGUUAUCAGCCACAGCCACCAGAUUUGUCAUCUGUGUCAUAUGGUUACUGGCUUUGUUGUUAUCGUUCCCACAAGGCUACUAUGCAAGAACCUUAGACCUGCCUGGCCGGGUGGUGUGUCUAGUGGAAUGGCCAGAAAAUCAGACCCAGGUCUAUGAAUUAACGUACCACUUCUCUGUGACUGUGCUAAGCUACGUCUUACCCCUGAUAGUGAUAGGCUAUGCCUACACUAUGGUUGGCAUUACGCUAUGGGCUAGUGAGAUACCAGGGGAUUCUUCGGACCGCUACCAUGAACAGGAGUCUGCCAAGCGCAAGGUGGUGAAGAUGAUGAUCGUUGUGGUGUGCACCUUUGCCAUCUGCUGGCUGCCCUUCCAUAUCUACUUCCUCCUGCAGUAUAUUAAUAGCGACUGGUAUGAGCAGAGGUAUAUUCAGCAGAUCUACUUGGGAAUCUUAUGGCUGGCCAUGAGCUCUACCAUGUACAACCCAAUUAUUUAUUGUUGUCUCAAUGAGAGGUUCCGGAUUGGGUUCAAGCAUGCUUUCCGGUGGUGCCCUUUCAUCAAUGCCAGCAAGUAUGAAGGGCUGGAAAUGAAGUCAGCCCGGUACCUCCAGACCCAGAGCAGCAUGUACAAGGUCAGCCGGAUGGAAACAACAGUCUCUUCUGUCAUCGGCAACCCAGAGGAAGAACUUGAGGAAAGCAGCAAAAUGAAGCGUCUCUCUGUAGAUCUGACAUCCAACGGCUCUUCCCGCAGUGACUCUAAGACAGUGUCGGAGAGCUUGAGCUUCUAUUCCAACACACUUUCCUGAGCAGCCCGUCCAUCCAAGCAAAGGCCACCCAAAAAUGUGUUUCAGUCACAAGUGUGACUUUGACUUCCAAUUCCCUCAUGAAAACUCUGUUAUUUGUAAAGGGGAAAAAAGAAACGGCCACAUCCUUUCCAGCACUGAUCGUGAGUGGAGCUCACCUUCCUUUGUGGUAUCUGCUGUAAUGUUCUGUCUGGUGACUCAAAUAAUGGUCUUCGUUAACGAGUGGGUUCUUGUUUAUGGAUCCUGUGUUGUGGUGCAUUUGUAUAGUGCCCUCCUCCCUCGUUCUGAAGUUCUCCUGGCUAAUCACCAAAUAUAAUCACUGUGGCUUUAUUUUAUCCACCCCCUGCAGCACGUCAUCUCUCUGCAUCUGUCGGAAUCAUCCCUCUCUUCCAGUUUCCAGAGACAUAGCAGCUAAUGAGGAAGAUGCAGACACGACUGAUAAACCUUUUACGCUAAAAAUUAGGGGUGGAAAUUAACAUUAUGUAUCUCGUUUUGGAACAGCCUGAGCUUCCAAAACCUGUUUUUUGCAAGAAGUUGAAGCAUAUCCAAAAUCUGAAACUCAGAACUCAAAAUCCAGAUUAGGACAUUUUUUAAUACGCAUACAAAAUUUUGAAUACCCUGGGUCAUUUUUUACCCUGAUCGGCUCCUUCCCUCUGGGUAUAUCCAGAUUUCCAAGAUUAUUCUAAUCACCUGUACUUACUCUUCCAUGCAGCAACUCUACUUAAGGAAACACCUCAGCUCCUUGCAUCAAUUUGUGCCUACAUGUCCUCUGAAUGAAGGGAAUUCCUUUGAGAAUUCCAAAGGAUGCCCUGGAAACCAGCCAUGUUUAGGGUGCAUGUGCUUAGGGAAAUGGCAUGAGUUCUGUAUGAAGAAAGGGAGGGAUACCACAUUAGUGGGAAGCCUGGGAAAUAUUGCAUGCAGGAAGCUAAUAUUAGGAGGGUUCAGCCUAGCCUUCUCAUUGACCUGCUGUUUUUCUUAUGUGCAGGUAUGCAUACAUGCACUUACACACCCAAUGCAUCAACAGAGGCAGUCCAAGAAGAACUUUAACAUUUGGUUCUACAAAUUGUCCAAAGUGGCCGUGAUGUUGUUGAAGGCUUUCACGGCUGGAGUUCAUUAGUA
This is a messenger RNA of Gekko japonicus, 2355 nucleotides long. RefSeq names its product tachykinin receptor 1 (gene TACR1). Gene Ontology annotation, biological process: G protein-coupled receptor signaling pathway; positive regulation of flagellated sperm motility. The coding region runs from base 1 to 1239 and encodes 412 amino acids. Lineage: Eukaryota; Metazoa; Chordata; Lepidosauria; Squamata; Gekkonidae. Gene Ontology annotation, cellular component: sperm midpiece; plasma membrane. The transcript is spliced from 6 exons. Gene Ontology annotation, molecular function: substance P receptor activity. The record is from RefSeq and is a predicted model, not a curated record.